UGUCUGUCAUGAAUCCCACUGAGUCUUUUUCUCGUGCCAUCUCUAACCCCCCCUGGCCAUUCACUUUAUAAAUCUCAUCACAUGACUUGUUCUUGCAUGUGAUCAUCAUCCUCUCCCUUCUCCUCUUUCUCUUCAUCUUCUCCUCUUUUCUUCAUCAUCUUCAUCUUCAACUUCAAUUAUUCCUUUUUUAUUUUCCAUUUUUUAUUUUUUAUUUUUUAUUGCUGUUUCUGAAACUUGUGUGUUUUGAUAUUACGUUUUUUAAGAACUAAAAUGAUGCCUCCAGAACAGGAAAGUGGCAUCACAACCCCUCCACCAAGCAUUUUACUAUCAAACAUCAACAGGUCAGAGAACGGUUCGGUUCAUGCCGAGCCAUCUUGCUCUGUGAAUAGUAUUAAUAAUGUCAACUCCUGUUUGGGAGAUGAGAAAGCUGACCACCUACAACCAUCCCCGCCUAGAUUUUCUCUUUUCCGGGAAUCUUUACACCCUGUAACACUCAAGUUUGAAGAUGUUACAUAUUCAAUAAAGUUGAACACCAACAAAGGAAGCUGUUUCACUUCACAAGAGCCAAAAGCAACUAAAGCAGUACUUAAUGGAGUGAGUGGAAUCGUCCGACCGGGCGAGUUACUGGCAAUGUUGGGUCCGUCCGGCAGCGGCAAGACGACCCUUCUGACGGCGUUGGCCGGCCGGUUGCGGGGCAAAAUCUCCGGCACCAUAUCGUACAAUGGCCAACCAUUCGCGAGCUGCAUGAAGAGGAAAACCGGGUUUGUCUCUCAAGACGACGUGUUGUACCCACACUUGACUGUCCUCGAGACAUUGAAAUUCGCUGCUUUGUUAAGGCUCCCGAAGAAUCUCACCAAAGAAGAGAAAAUCGAGCAGGCCGAGAUGAUCGUAGUGGAGCUUGGCCUCACUCGCUGCCGGAACACCAUCAUCGGAGGUCCUCUGCUUCGUGGUGUGUCUGGUGGUGAACGCAAACGGGUCAGUAUUGGUCAGGAAAUGCUCGUAAACCCGAGUUUGCUGCUUCUCGACGAACCCACUUCCGGUCUCGACUCCACGACGGCUCAGCGUAUCAUCGCCACUCUUCGAACACUGGCCCGCGGCCGCCGGACGGUGAUCACCACCAUCCACCAGCCUUCCAGCAGGUUGUAUAGGAUGUUUGAUAAGGUGUUGGUUUUGUGUGAAGGAUACCCGAUUUACAGCGGGCAUGCGGGUCGGGUCAUGGAGUAUUUCGGAUCCAUUGGGUUUGUUCCCGGUUUCAAUUUUAUGAACCCUGCCGACUUUUUGCUUGAUCUAGCUAAUGGUAUAGCACCUGAUAUGACACAAGAAGAUCAAUUAGAGUUUCAUGGAAGAUUAGACCAUCAUGAGGAUCAAAAUGCAAUAAAGCAAUCCUUAAUUUCAUCAUACAAAAAGAACAUAUAUCCUUCUCUGAAGACAGAGAUUAAUGAAAACUAUAAAAACCCUGUUCUUUCCACAUCAAAACCAGCAAGAGGUAGUGAGAAGGAAUGGAUGACUGGCUGGUGGGAACAGUUCAAGGUGUUGCUGACAAGGGGUUUAAAAGAAAGGAAACAUGAAUCUUACUCUGGUCUAAAGAUUUUCCAAGUCCUGUCUGUUUCAAUUCUUUCUGGUCUUCUAUGGUGGCAAUCUGAUACUUCACACAUACAAGAUCAGGUGGGACUUCUAUUUUUCUUCUCCAUCUUCUGGGGUUUCUUCCCCCUAUUCAGUGCUAUAUUUGCCUUUCCUCAAGAAAGACCAAUGCUGAUUAAAGAGCGUUCCUCGGGCAUGUACCGCCUUUCAUCCUACUACUUUGCUAGAAUGGCUGGUGAUUUGCCAAUGGAGCUUGUGCUACCAACUGUUUUUGUGACAGUUACAUAUUGGAUGGGUGGUCUUAAGCCUUCACUACUUACAUUUCUAUUCACCCUCUCAAUUGUCCUCUUUAAUGUGUUAGUCUCCCAAGGACUAGGACUAGCUCUCGGUGCCAUUCUAAUGGAUGUCAAGCAGGCUACCACUCUAAGUUCAGUGACAAUGUUGGUGUUCUUACUAGCUGGUGGAUACUACAUUCAGAACAUCCCGAAUUUCAUCGCUUGGUUGAAGUACGUAUCGUUUAGUCACUACUGCUACAAGCUUCUUGUUGGCGUUCAAUAUUCAGCGAAUGAGGUUUAUGAAUGUGGAGUUGGAUUGCAUUGCAAGGCGAUGGACUUUCCUGCUAUUAAAUUUUUAGGACUUGACAAUCUGUGGUGGGAUGUAGCUGCUUUGGCUGUCAUGCUGGUUGGAUAUAGAGUUUUGGCUUAUGUUGCUUUGAGGAUGGGACAGCCUCACUGAUAACAUUUUUUUACCUUGACCAUUCAAAAAAAAAAAAAAAAAGGGGGGGAAAGAAUUUAGAGACUGAAAUAUUCUGCAAACUGAAGCAAAUGGAAUUGAUGAAAAUGUUCUUCCAACGUGAUGAUGAUCGAAUAAUCUCCUCAUUUUACUCGAAAAGUGUGAACCGUUUUCUGAUCACGCUGACUUGGUUAGAUCUAAAUUGGGUCAAUCUGUGGCUGCAAUGCAAAUUGUGUUAUUAGUUAACAAUUAGAAAUAUAUCAUGCUAUUGAUUUUUUAUGCAA
Molecule: messenger RNA, 2597 nt
Organism: Ziziphus jujuba (common jujube)
Lineage: Eukaryota; Viridiplantae; Streptophyta; Magnoliopsida; Rosales; Rhamnaceae
Product: ABC transporter G family member 21
Exons: 5
Coding region: 271-2316 (681 amino acids)
Cellular component (GO): membrane
Molecular function (GO): ABC-type transporter activity; ATP hydrolysis activity; ATP binding
Source: RefSeq, a predicted model, not a curated record